AUGGUUGUUCAAGAUAAACUGCUUUCUACACCUACUAAACCCCGACUACCAGGUGAGGUUACUUCUACUACCCCUUCUGGUUCUAAUACAAGUAAUUCCGCAUCAGCAAAUGCUGCUACAUAUACAACUACAAAUACAGCUGGAACAGCAGCAUCAGCAGGUGGUUCAUCUUCAAGCAGUUCAGCUACAUCUGGCACUUCUACAUCCACUUCUGCUCUAACCAACACUAAUAACAAUCCCAGUCUUCUGUUGCCACCACCAUUCUCGUCUGUUACAAAAACUCCUAGAAUAAGUCCACCCAAAACACCACCUCCUAAACAUCGCAACCCACAGUCUCUCAAUAGCGAUCGAGACGGGGCCGAUUUAUUAAUGUAUCUCGCAACCUCGCCGUCUCCAGCGCAACGCAAUAAUUCAAAUAGAUUCCUGGGCCAGUAUCCGUCAUCGUCUCCAUUCAACUACUCACAAAACAACCAUCCACACACGCCACAACAAGGAUUCGAGCUCAAGGACUGGCUCAAUAUCGCAAGCCCGUCACCAGCCCAAGCUCAGCGAACCCCGGACCGGCCGCUCCUGCGUUCUGCCCGACAGCCUCUAAACUUCGACCACCUGCCCGACGCACCCUCGACUGCUGCCUCGGCCGCCUCGAGAUUCUCGUCGCACCUGUCCUCCAGUGACGACGCCUCGAGAAUGGUGGCCUGA
Messenger RNA from Sugiyamaella lignohabitans, 699 nucleotides. RefSeq lists its product as uncharacterized. The record is from RefSeq and is a predicted model, not a curated record. The transcript has a single exon. Bases 1 to 699 code for a protein of 232 amino acids. Lineage: Eukaryota; Fungi; Ascomycota; Dipodascomycetes; Dipodascales; Trichomonascaceae.